Messenger RNA from Thunnus maccoyii (southern bluefin tuna), 1917 nucleotides. RefSeq names its product SIL1 nucleotide exchange factor (gene sil1). The coding region runs from base 37 to 1569 and encodes 510 amino acids. NCBI's taxonomy places the organism in Eukaryota, Metazoa, Chordata, Actinopteri, Scombriformes, Scombridae. The record is from RefSeq and is a predicted model, not a curated record. The transcript has 12 exons.
CCGCGUUAAAGAAGAAGCCACAUAUAACGUGGACCAAUGAGACUGCAGUGGAAAGUGAUAGAAGCCUUCAGAUGUAUGCGGGAACUGUCGCUGUGUUUGUGUGAAGUCACGAGAGAUAAACACUGUACUUCUAUCUGCUUCUCACCUUUUACCUUCACUGAAGCAGUCAUCAUGAGGCUGAUAUCCAGCAGUGCAAGAGGACCUUCAUCCAGCUGUUUAACCCUGACUUUUCUCAUGCUGCUGCUUUGCUGUCACAUAGCCAGCAUUCUGGGCCACAAGUCUGAAUCUGCCCUAACCGUGGUGGAGAAUACAGAAGGAGGAGAAGGAGCAGGUAGCGAUGAAGACGAGGAGGCGACAGUUGAAGAAGAUGAAGGAGAUUUAGAGGUGGUCCAGCCUACUGAGGAGUGGCAAACACUCAAACCAGGCCAGGCGGUGCCAGCAGGUUCCCAUGUGAGGCUGAAUCUCCAGACAGGUCAGAGGGAGGUCAAACUGGGAGAGGAGCAGCUUAAAUACUGGACACAGGAACACAGGGAGAAGAAGGAGACCAAGCCCUCCUUUAGUCCUGAUGAGCUGAAACAGGCCAUGAAGAAGAUCAAGGAGGACCAGAACCCUGCGAGCAAAGAUGCAGACCAGCAGGACUCUGUGUCAUCUAAGUUUCGCCCUCUUGAGGAGUUAAAGAGAGACAUGGCUCAGCUGGACCUGCUGGUUGAGACGGAUGUUCAGGUUAUGAAGCGUCUGCUGGAUCAGUUCAACAGCAGCAACUCGACUAUGCAGCAGCGGCUGAGCAUCCUGCUGGAGCUGGAGUAUCUGGUGCAUCAGGUGGAUAAUGCUCAGACUCUGUGCUCGAUGGGGGGUCUUCAAUUCAUUCUUGAAGGUCUGAACAGCUCUGACUUCAGAUUACAGGAGAGUUCUGCCUUCGUCCUGGGCUCUGCUUUGGCCAGCAACCCAGUGGUCCAGGUGAAGGCUGUGGAGAGCGGCGCUCUUCAGACGCUGUUAACCGUCCUGGCCACCGCACAAGCACACAGUGUCAAAAAGAAGGUUCUGUUUGCGGUAGCGUCCCUCUUGCGUCACUUCCCCUUCGCGCAGCAUCACUUCCUGUCUCACGGCGGGCUGCAGGUGCUGUCGGAGCUGUUCAGGACAGACGGGAGGGGAGCUCUGCGUACACGUAUCGUCACCAUGUUGUAUGACAUGAUCAGUGAGAAGGAGCUGAUCUCUCAGGCAGGUCUGGACCCGGUGCUGGACGCCUCCCAUGAGGAGCGUGUGCGUCAGUACUCCAAGGUGUCUCUGCAGGGGGAGCUGCUGGAGAAGGGCUGGUGCAGUCUGGUGCCUCAGCUGCUGGAGUCCUCUGAGCAUGACUACAGAGAGAAGGCUCUGCGGGCUUUGCUGGCGAUGGCUCCGGUGUGUUUGGAGCAGUACCGCUCAGACAGCUCUCUGCUGGGCUCUCUGGUCUCUCUGAGAGACCAGUACCAGGAAAUGGUCCAAUCAGAAAUGAUUCUGGGAGAGGAGAACGGCUACUUCGCAGAGAUCGUAGAUCUAAUAGAUGCACUGCAAGUCAAAAUGAAUAUCUGAUGUAUCUAAACAACGAGCAGAGUGACAUUUCUAUCAGCAAACGGUGCAAAGAGGAGACAACAGACUAAUAUAUACACUGUGGGGAGGAAACCACCUCCCAGUACAGAACUAACUCCUCAAUGUCAGACUCAGUGCUUCUGUUACAUCCAACUCAAGGAUGAGGGAUGUUACUCUGAGGACAUGAGUGUUGAGGCUUGAUGCUGUCGAUCAGUAUGAACUUCACCAAGCAACAUUUCACUGGUGGUCUCUGAAAGGUUUUGGAGAGGGACGAGAAUUGGAGCAGAUUGAAUCUUUAAAGAGAUAUUUUUACUUUGUGUUGAUUAUUUAAAAUUAAAUUAUUUAAAAUGA